Messenger RNA from Colletotrichum higginsianum IMI 349063, 933 nucleotides. RefSeq lists its product as uncharacterized. The transcript has 3 exons. The record is from RefSeq and is a predicted model, not a curated record. NCBI's taxonomy places the organism in Eukaryota, Fungi, Ascomycota, Sordariomycetes, Glomerellales, Glomerellaceae. The coding region runs from base 1 to 933 and encodes 310 amino acids.
AUGAAAGUUCAUGUUCUACUCGAACCCACGACCUCUGGAGUUAAGGCCGUCAGAGGGGCGGCCGGGCCUGCCAAGGCCAUAACCUUGACGAAGCUACCCACCCGAAUAUCAGCAACUUCAGUCGAUCGACUCAGCGGCUUCACCAUCCGCGCCGGCACCUUCGAGACCUUUACGGAAGGAAGGAUAGGCGCCCGGAACGGCCCAGUCACAGGCAGGGCCUGGAACCACUGGGAAACGGCGGCUGUUACGGCGGACGGCGGGGAACCCGGCCGGCCGCCAGCCUCCAACAGCUCCGAGGGCCAGGCGGUGGAGCUGGAAUGCCCGACUAUUCGGAAAGGACCUUGUCAUCUACGACCCCCUUCCGCAGCCGGACGUGACGCCAACGGCCCGGAUGCAAGACGCUCUCCGCGAGCACAAGCGCCACCUGCUGGCGGAGCCGAACAAGAGGAACACCACCGUGGCCGGUCUUUAGUAUUACACCGGCCAGCUCUCGCCCUGGCUGGCGACGAAGACGACGCUCGCAAUAACUACAAGGGCCAUUUUAUGAAGUGUCGUGGACUUGUCAAUCCCACUGGCUCAGAAAAGAGAGCUUCUGGCAGCCACAGCCAGGAUGGUGAUACCAGCAGGAAGAAUUCCAGAACCCGGCCUGAACUUGCUUUGUUCACGGCGUCGCCGGGCCCCAAAUGUCGGACUCUUUGCCCGGCCCUUCUCCGCCUUGGCAGGCUACCUGCGAAACAUGCCUCGCGAAGCGCAGGAGCAAGAUCAGAACAAGGUCGGUCUGAUGUCCGAUUUGGAACACCGGGCCCUUCACAAUACCAGCAGAAAGGAUCCGAAGGUCAGAAGGACCUCGCAAGGCGAGGUGACCAGCCCGCCUACAAAAGUCGAGAUGUUGGGGGGUUGUGGUUGACCGACAGCGGUAGUUCGUUUACGUGA